Molecule: messenger RNA, 1697 nt
Organism: Girardinichthys multiradiatus
Lineage: Eukaryota; Metazoa; Chordata; Actinopteri; Cyprinodontiformes; Goodeidae
Gene: alkal2b
Product: ALK and LTK ligand 2b
Exons: 6
Coding region: 550-996 (148 amino acids)
Biological process (GO): positive regulation of ERK5 cascade; positive regulation of ERK1 and ERK2 cascade
Molecular function (GO): receptor signaling protein tyrosine kinase activator activity; receptor tyrosine kinase binding
Source: RefSeq, a predicted model, not a curated record
GCAGAGCAGACGGAGGAUUAUUUCAACAGAGGAAGAUUGUUUCGGAACCUUCUGAUUAGUAACCGAUCAGCCGGAGCUGCAGGUCCCACAGGUCAGGACUGAUUUAUUCUCCCUCUGCAGCCCAGAGGCAUGACCCGGUCCGGAUCCUUACCAGCUGCAGCGUGCAGAACCGGAUCAUUCUCGUGAUGAUGAUGAUGAUGAUGAUGAUGAAGCUGUCUGAUUCCGCCACGCGCGCAACUCUAAGAUGACACCGGGACUCGGUGCACGGCACGCGGCUUGGAUCCAGACUAACCCGGGAUAACAAGUCAAAGAGACACGAGAGAAAGUGGUAAGUUCGGGUCCUGAGGGACGGGAAGGAGAAUCUGGGAUCAGACAGCAGAGCUCCGUGGUGCAGGAGAGGAGGCGCACUGAGCCGCGCCAAGAGCCCAGGAGGAGAGGUAACUGUGCCAGCUUGACCGCUACUGGAGAGCCCUCAUCAGGAGUCAGAGAAUCACGUUUCAUCUCUGAAAUACGACCAGAAUUUAGGAUCGGGACCCGAAACAUGAAUCCAUGUCCGCAGUGAUGCUACUGCCGCGGCACUCGGUUCUGUCCGCGCUCCUCUUCCUCCUCUUCAUCCUGCUGAGGACCCCCGAAAGCUGCCACGCUGCAUCCCAGCACAGAGGCCCCCGUCCACGGGCGGAGGGGCGCAGGGACCGCCACAGCCUGGUGCAGCUGAUCGGUCGGUCCAAGAGGGGCCCGGCGGGGUUCAGCGGGCACGAAGUGGCGGGUCCAAAAAGGCCGAGCAGGUCCAACCACGAGCGUCACCUCAGCGAUCCAAAGCACAAGGAAAAGUUCAUCAUACACCUAACAGGUCCUCUUUACUUCAAACCACAGUGCCAAAAACAGUUCCACAGACUGUACAACAAUACCAGGGACUGCACUGUCCCCGCCUUUUAUAAAAGAUGUGCUCGUCUGCUGACUCAACUGGCCAAAAGCCCUCGCUGUGCAGAGAGAUAAACAGACCCCGAGAUGCAUUUUCACAGGAAGUGGGCAUCAUAAUCCAGGUCCAUCCCCUCUGAUGAUCAGCAGUAGAAGUUAUGAACCCAACAGAAACUCAAUGUCAACCUGCAACCAAAGACCAAGCUGUUCAUUUCCAGCAACUAAGAAUUCUCUGGAAUUUUACGGCACCUUUUAGCCACCUUUAGAUGAACUCUGACUGAUCUGAGAACCUCCUUCAAAGACUCCUGCAGCCCAGUAGACGUAGUUUGCCUGAUUUCAUCACUCGCUUGGACUAGCGGCUUAGAUUAACUGAAUCUUCCACCAUUGUACUCACAUAAAGAACUCCGCUGAAUUCUUGACACCAAGGCUUUUUGUCUCUUUAGUUGACCAAGGUUUACUUCUUACUACCGCUGUGCUUUCCGCUACAGCAACAAGAAACCUGUGGUUUUGCCAGUUUCUGAUGGAGCUGCCUAUUCUGGAAACAAACCUGGGACAUUUCUAUCAGUGUUUGAUUUAUUUUGGACGAUGGACCAUGAGCAAUUUUUCACAUACUGUUCAGAGCUGUAGGACAGAUGGAUCCAUAAUGUGUUCAUUGGUUCUUAAUGCAUUAAAGUAGCUGAUAAUUAUAGAGCUAUUCCAGUAUAUAUUUAUAUUAUUCAAGCUGCCUCCCUCUGUGCAAUAUGUACAUACUGAAAUAAAGACACACAUUUGAUACCAAA